Messenger RNA from Paraglomus brasilianum, 357 nucleotides. Lineage: Eukaryota; Fungi; Glomeromycota; Glomeromycetes; Paraglomerales; Paraglomeraceae. The record is from the annotation of a GenBank genome assembly.
AUGAAAAUGAAUCGUACUACUCUUACGUAUUUGUUUUUCCUGCUUAUUUUUACCGUUGGUGCCUUUGCCAAAGACCCCGUUGAUGUGAACGUCAUAGAGGUCGGCCUUGAUCAUGUGACCGUCAACCUCUGCGCCAACGUUGCACUAAACACGCGGGUGCAACUAAAGGUGCUUUUGGAGCCCGUUCCCGUCGUAAUUGCAUUAAAGACUCUCCAACUGCACCUGGCAGCGCAUGUGUGCCUCAAAGUUAAGAUCUUCGCCAUACUUCAAGUCGGCAAACUCUAUGAAGUAGAAUGUGACGAGGAUAAGAGUGGAAACCGUCUGGGUAGUUCCAAAGAAUUUAGUCCUUCUUCUUAA